GCGGCAAGGAUCGAGAUACGCGCAGACCGACUAUUCCAUCUACUGGGAAAUGAAAAAGAGAAGCCAUCCCAGACUCCGUCUUUACCAAUUCUCAUUCUCUUGAUCAAAGAUGGCUAGGGCACCGAUGACCACCGCCGGAGCAUUAACGUCCUCCUCCCCUUCACUCACCACCACCGUCAUCUUGGCCAACGGAUCCUCUUCCUCUCAGCCCCCUGAAACCCUAGUUCUCCGUCUCAAUCGGAAGAAGAAGAAGGUCUCAUGGAAGGAAGGGACCGUCGACAACGAGUUCAUGCAGAAAAAGAGCUCGAAGAAGUGCUGUAUAUUCCACAAGCAGAAACCCUUUGACGAGGACGGCAGCGAUCAGGAGGAUGAUGAUAAUCACCAUCAUGGGAAUGGAAACCCUUGUUGCUCUAGGGGAAACGGCGGGGAUGGUUCCAGUAGAGUCAGUUCAUAGUCCGGAUUCAGAUGUAAAGCUGAUGUUUGGAAAGAUUGAAUUGAAGCUCAAUUGGAGGGUACGUGAUAAUAUUUCCCUUUACACAUGCAUUUGUAGACAGUUGGACAAGACUCUGCAACAGAGCAUUUGAAGCUCACCAUCACCCUUUUGCACGGAAAACAUGGUCCACAU
This is a messenger RNA of Benincasa hispida (wax gourd), 625 nucleotides long. RefSeq names its product inhibitor-3 (gene INH3). NCBI's taxonomy places the organism in Eukaryota, Viridiplantae, Streptophyta, Magnoliopsida, Cucurbitales, Cucurbitaceae. The record is from RefSeq and is a predicted model, not a curated record. Gene Ontology annotation, molecular function: protein phosphatase 1 binding; protein serine/threonine phosphatase inhibitor activity. Gene Ontology annotation, cellular component: nucleus.